Molecule: messenger RNA, 843 nt
Organism: Blepharisma stoltei
Lineage: Eukaryota; Ciliophora; Heterotrichea; Heterotrichida; Blepharismidae
Source: the annotation of a GenBank genome assembly
AUGGAAAUUCAAAAUGAACUUUCUUUGAUUAAACCAAUUGGCGGAAGUCAUGAUUUUUGCACUUAUUCACUAUCCUCCAAGCAGGUGACAGAGAAUUCUCUGAUAAUGUCUACUUCUUUUCCUGAUGACUAUGGAAUCGGCAUCUUAAGUAGGCGGUAUAUUUUAAUAGUGGGAGGAAUUUAUCAACCAACUGGCCAUUUGAUUGACCAAGUAAUUUUGAUUGAUUCUCAGACUUUAGAUGUGACUGAGCUUCCUCCUUUACCCUGUAAGAUGAAAGGAUUAAGGGUAAUUGAAUACAAUGACGAGGCAUAUACUAUUGGAGGAUGUGUGGAGACUAAAGAAGGGGAAUUAAAAUUACUAGGCAACUGCUAUAAAUUUUCAUUAAAUUUCCGCACCUGAAUUGAUGUAGCAAGUAUGCCUUACCCUUGUGUUUUCCCUGGAUGCUUCAGAAUUGACAAUUUUAUAUGAGCUACCGGAGGGCUAAGCAAAGACAGUGAGUCCACAAGAGUGCUUGAUUGUAUUAGAAUUUAUGAUAUAUUAACCAACACAUGGCGUAUCAACGAAUUCCCUUUGCUUCGGCCUUCUUAUCUUCACUACUGCUUAUUAUUUCCAGACAGAAGAGUUUUAAUUUUUGGAGGUCUAAGAGAUCAAAACAGUAAUCGAUUCAGCUACUGGCUAGGCAGUGACAAAAGAAAAGAAAUGCCUUUACGUAUUUCUAUGGGAAUUAUAGAUCCUCCUCUAUUAUACAAUAAUAAAGUUUUUGCAUUCAAUGACGAAAUGAAUUUAUUAAUCUACAACCUUGAAACUGAAACUUGGGACACACAAGACCCUUACCUCCCUUAG